AUGGAAAACCGCUAUGAGCGUUCGAUGCGUGAACAGUGGGAGACCAGCCUCAUGGGAGCGCCGUUCUGGGACCGUGUGACAAGAGAUGCCCAGGAGCUUGCUGCAAGUGAGGGACAAGCCCUAACUAGUGAACUGCCACAACAAGGCCCCACCCAGUCGCCUUCUAAGAAACCUGUUCAGACUGCAGUCACAAGUUCUCCCAAGAAGAGUUCAAAGAAGACUAGUCACUUCCAACUCUCUCAGCUUGCUUCUUUCAAUAGUCUCCGGCUCCGAAACACCAUUGACACCUCCCCCGCAGGGACCGAUACUACAACCUCACCUGAGAAGAGUCCCGCAAAGAGUGAGAAGAGUUCAAAGAAGAAUAGCCUACGUCUUCCAAGUCUAUCUUCCUUCAAGAAUCUGAGUCUCAAGCGCCGAGAUCCCAUCAUCGCAUCAACUGGGGGCAUUGUUGAACUACUUCAGGAGACUCGUCCUUCAAUCCUGUCUCCCUCUACUUUCCUCCGGCCUGAAUCUCCUCUUCCUCCCAUCCCCAAAGCCCCUCGUCCUGUUUUUCGGUCUCUCUACAGAGGAAACUCUGCAGCCGACUUGGACAUUGCACUAACCAGGCCUCCUGGGGGCUCUCAACCCCUCCCCAUAAUUUCUCCUAGCCGACCCAGCAUUGUCAGUUUUCAAGAGUGGCUUGAGAGAGAAAGUGAUCCUCGCCCUGAAACUGAAAAGGUGACCGCUCCUCACCUAGCUUACCGUUCCCGCAUUAGCUUGAUGGCUCACCUCAACGAUGGUGAUACCUGGGAUACUAUCUCUCGCACCCGUUCAGUCCUAGAACUGAACAUGUUUUUUGAUGCCCGCAAGGUGUCCUCCCGCAAGAGCCUUGUUGAUCUCAAUGAUGACCAGAGUAUUAAUAAAACUACCAUAACUGACGAUGUCAUCAUGGUUGACAAGUCCACCAUGACCGAGCCUGACCUCGACUCUUCCAACACCCCCCACACCACCAUGGUCGACAAGGCCACCAUGACAGACUUCGAAAUCGAGAGCUCUGUCACAGAGAAGGCCACCACGGCCGAGAUUGAGACUCUGGGUUCUGCCGCCGAAAGUUGGCCUGCUGACAAGGGCCCUGUCGAGAUUGAUCUCAGCACGGAGUGUGCUACCAAAGAGCUGACUACCGGUGACCACCUGAUCACCGAGGCCGCCGACAACAACGGAGCCCACCACUCCGCCAAGAAGCAAGAGGGGGAGAUCAGAAUCUUCAUUCUCACCCUGGAGCAGGUGCGGCCCUUGCUCGAGUUUCGCAGCCUGCGUGUGCUGAGGCUAGUUGGUAUGAUGAAAUCAUACCAGCCCAUCAUCUGGCAGGCGGUGUGGUUGAACCCCCAGCUCACCACCCUCGAGCUGGAGAUGGCAGUCGGCUUGGACAUCAACAAGCCCGAGGGUCCAAGUGGCUGGGAGCCUAUCAAGAAGGGGUGGGUAAUGAAUGUGAAGUCGCGUGCCGCCCCCGUUUACUAUGGCCAAGGUGACGGUGAGAUCUCGAGCAAAAUCGGGUACGGUGAGUACCUUGACAAGUACUGCAUCGAGAAGGGAAAGAUGCUGGCCCUCUGCACCCGGUGCCCCGUUCCUCCCUACUUGCCGGUCAAGCACCUCACCUUGACCGGCUUCGCCGUGGAUGGGGACUCGUUCGGGAUGUGGUUCCGGAACCUCGAGGAGGUUCACUUCAAGAAGGACUGCAUCGACUGCGGUUUCUGGUUGUCUCGCGCCCAGCGAGACGUUCGAGUUCGCCACUCGAACGAGUUCGGAGUGGCCCGGGGCGAGGAUGGGCCCUCCGGGGCUUGCUCCACCGAGGAGCUCGGCGAGGAGGAACUUGCUGACCUCACCGCUGCGGUGAGAGGCCUGGGGGCCUCGAAGAUGUGA
Molecule: messenger RNA, 1899 nt
Organism: Penicillium digitatum Pd1
Lineage: Eukaryota; Fungi; Ascomycota; Eurotiomycetes; Eurotiales; Aspergillaceae
Source: RefSeq, a predicted model, not a curated record